Aspergillus alliaceus is the source of this 1879-nucleotide messenger RNA. RefSeq names its product cyclin family protein. The transcript is spliced from 2 exons. NCBI's taxonomy places the organism in Eukaryota, Fungi, Ascomycota, Eurotiomycetes, Eurotiales, Aspergillaceae. The record is from RefSeq and is a predicted model, not a curated record. Gene Ontology annotation, molecular function: protein kinase binding; cyclin-dependent protein serine/threonine kinase regulator activity. Gene Ontology annotation, biological process: regulation of cyclin-dependent protein serine/threonine kinase activity. Bases 229 to 1536 code for a protein of 435 amino acids. Gene Ontology annotation, cellular component: cyclin-dependent protein kinase holoenzyme complex; nucleus.
UUUUUCUUAUAUAUCUAUCGCUCCAUACUUCGGAAGUUGAUCCAUCAGGUUGACACGACAACCUUUACAUUCCUCUUUACUCCUGCUGGCAGGAAUUUGAUCGACUCUCCCAAAUAUACCAAUUUCUACAUUCCUUAGAUUUUGUCUCCAAGGCAAACAUCACCACUCUUUUUAUCCGUUCCCUUCCCUGUGUUCCUCUUCCCUCUUUCCCUCUGUCACAUCUGCACCAUGACCUACCACUCAUUCUAUACCACCUCCGCAAUGGAUCAAGUCACCAAGCCCGAUCAAAUGAAUCACUUCCAACACCUCAAUCGAACUGCCCUCCAUGAGUUUGUGCGACUACCGGUCUCUCGUGAGAUGGUAGCGCAUCUGGCGAUGCAAGCUUCGCAGGUCAUCCGCUGCGAGCCUCAUGUGACCACGGCCAGCGCGCAUGGCCAGCCAACACCUCCCAGUACGCCUCCAUUGGACGCGGUAGAUUCUCAACUGCCACCGUUGCCCUCAAUCGAAACAUUUAUCGCUUCACUGGUCACCCGCUCUCAAGUUCAGGUUCCGACCCUGAUGACCUCACUGGUCUACCUGGCCCGCUUGCAGUCCCGUCUUCCGCCUGUCGCAAAGGGCAUGCGCUGCACUGUUCAUCGCAUCUUUCUCGCCUCACUCAUUUUGGCAGCUAAGAACCUGAAUGACUCGAGUCCGAAGAAUAAGCAUUGGGCCCGCUACACUGCCGUCAAAGGCUAUGACGGCUUUGCCUUUUCCCUCCCUGAGGUGAAUCUGAUGGAGCGACAGCUGCUAUUUCUCCUGGAUUGGGACACCCGCGUUACGGAAGACGAUCUCUUCUGUCAUCUGGAACCUUUUCUGGCCCCAAUGCGGUACUGCUAUCAGAUCCAAGAGCGCGAGGCCGAGAUGCGCCAGCCGCGUGAAUGGCGCCGUCUUCAGGCCUCUGCAGAACUACUAGCUUGUCGCCUUCGCCGCCAGAAAUUGGAAGCGCGCCUCGAGGCACGCCGGUCAGAUUCUGUCCAUCGCCGCCAGCGGCUGCCUGCGAGCCCGGCAUCGUCUGUUUCGCUGUCUUCACUGUCGUCUAGCACAUCACCAGCGUCCCUGGCGGACACUGAUCGCUACCAGCCCUAUCGCCCGCGGCGGCGCCCGUCGACCCGCACUAGUGCCUCGGUCUCUCCUCCAUCCGUUCAGGAUGUGCCAUCACUCACCCGAGUCGAAACGGUCCCUUCGUUGAGCUCGCGGGCAUCAAGCAUUGCCCCAAGUUCCCGCAAUGCCACCCCAGCCAGCCUACGCACAUCUAGCUCGAUCACUAGUAUGGAGGCUGACGUCCGGGUGAUUGACGGAGCGCGUAGUCCAUCUCUCAGCGGCGGAUACGUACCCGUACCUACAAUGAUGCCGUCUAGUGCCAAGAUGGAAGAAAUCCAACAGCCUACGAAGAAGAUGCGUAUGGCUGGACACAGUGGACAUAGCGGGUUCGUCGCUCGAUUCCUAGCCUCCGCUGCGGGCUCCUAUAUGGGAGGCCGGACGCGCUCUCACGUUUAAUCUCUAUUCUUCCAACGUUGAGCUGGUCUCAGCCACCAAUUUAUACCCCCGUUCUUCCCACCCCAUCCUAAUACCCGUUUGUUAUCUCAGAUGAUAUUCUGCUUCUCGUAUGUUCCAAGAAAAGUGCCACCCUGAUAUCCCCAAAUACCCACAAUUUUCCAUAGGUAAGUCUUCAACUUGUUUAUGAUUGCAUUGCACGGCUGGCGUUGUUUUCUUGUCCUCUUUUUUAUUUUAUUUUUAUUUUUUAUAUUUUUUAUUCAUGUUUAAGCCAACUCUCGUUCAUAACUUUGAUUCCAUGGGGGCACUUUUGUUGGUACAGAUUGCCUAGAUAUUACGCACUACA